Messenger RNA from Cololabis saira (Pacific saury), 4469 nucleotides. It is a transcript of the gene kcnt1a, whose product is annotated as potassium sodium-activated channel subfamily T member 1a. Gene Ontology annotation, biological process: potassium ion transport. Bases 1 to 3816 code for a protein of 1271 amino acids. Lineage: Eukaryota; Metazoa; Chordata; Actinopteri; Beloniformes; Belonidae. The transcript has 31 exons. Gene Ontology annotation, molecular function: intracellular sodium-activated potassium channel activity. Gene Ontology annotation, cellular component: membrane. The record is from RefSeq and is a predicted model, not a curated record.
AUGCAAUUAACAGAGGAAGACGACUUCUUCCACGGGGACUCAACGCCGACCACUUCAGCUCUUCAGUCCGACGGAUCCGCCGGCUCUCCGGCCACAAUGUGCAGUGAAUGUUACGAGAAUCAGACAUUUGUGAACGACGACGGGACGGUGAACGGCCACAAGCCCAGCUCCUUUCCCGCAGCACUCCAGAACAGCAACAAGAGCAGCAGCCAAACCAGUGGAGUUAUCCUGGACAUCUCAACUCUGAGGAUGGAGCAGCCGGAAAGUGAGGUGCCACCACUGCCCCCACGCUUCCGGUUCAGGGAUCUGCUGCUCGGGGACCAGAACCCCCAGAAUGAUGACAGGGUGCAAGUAGAGUUUUAUGUGAAUGAAAACACUUUCAAGGAGCGUCUGAAACUUUUCUUCAUCAAAAACCAAAGGUCAAGCCUUCGGAUUCGUGUUUUUAACUUCUGCUUGAAGCUGCUCACCUGCCUGCUGUACACCAUCAGGGUGAUGACAGACAACCCCAUUCAGGGAAACAGCAGCAGCCACAGCGCCGUGCAACAAAGCACUUCGAGCAGCAACAACAAAUGCGUCGACUGCCAGUGGAAUGGAUCAGUGCAGGACAGAGAAAUUAACUGGGAGUUGAUCUUCUGGGUGGACAGGAAGGUUCCUGUGUGGGCCAUUCAAGUGAUUGUGGCCAUCAUUAGUUUCCUGGAGACUAUGUUACUAAUGUAUCUGAGCUACAAGGGGAACAUUUGGGAGCAGAUAUUUCAGGUGUCUUAUCUUCUGGAGAUGAUCAACACAGUUCCCUUCAUCAUUACAAUCUUCUGGCCAUCAAUAAGGAACAUCUUCAUUCCAGUAUUCCUCAACUGCUGGCUUGCUAAAUGUGCUUUGGAGAACAUGAUUAAUGACGUCCACAGAGCCAUCCAGAGGACCAACUCGGCUAUGUUCAACCAGGUCCUCAUUCUGAUCUGCACACUGCUAUGCCUUGUCUUCACCGGCACAUGUGGGAUUCAGCACCUGGAGCGAGCAGGCAAAAACCUCUCCCUCUUCAAUUCCUUCUACUUCUGCAUCGUCACCUUCUCCACCGUGGGUUUCGGAGACGUGACUCCACGCAUAUGGCCCUCUCAGCUGCUGGUGGUCAUCAUGAUCUGCGUGGCUUUAGUGGUUCUACCUCUGCAGUUUGAAGAGCUGAUCUACUUGUGGAUGGAGAGGCAGAAGUCUGGAGGGAACUACAGUCGCCACAGAGCUCAGACAGAGAAGCAUGUAGUGCUGUGUGUCAGCUCCCUUAAAAUAGACCUGCUCAUGGAUUUUCUUAAUGAAUUUUAUGCACACCCCAGAUUGCAGGAUUACUACGUGGUGAUCCUGUGCCCAAGUGAAAUGGACCUCCAAGUGCGACGGGUGCUGCAGAUUCCCUUGUGGUCUCAAAGAGUCAUCUAUCUGCAAGGGUCUGUCCUCAAAGACCAGGAUCUGCUGAGAGCCAAAAUGGAUGACGCAGAGGCUUGUUUUAUCCUGAGCAGUCGCAACGAGGUGGAUCGCAUGGCUGCGGACCAUCAGACCAUCCUAAGAGCUUGGGCAGUAAAGGAUUUUGCACCAAACUGUCCUCUUUAUGUCCAGAUACUCAAACCUGAAAACAAGUUCCAUGUAAAGUUUGCAGAUCAUGUUGUGUGCGAGGAGGAAUUCAAGUACGCCAUGCUGGCUCUCAACUGUGUGUGCCCCGCCACUUCCACUUUGGUCACGCUCCUUGUGCACACCUCCAGUGGACGUGAAGGAGAACAGUCUCCAGAGCAGUGGCAGACGAUGUAUGGAUGUUGCUCCGGCAACGAGGUCUACCACAUCCGAGUGUGUGACAGCAAGUUCUUUGGGGAGUAUAAUGGCAAAAGCUUUACCUACGCUUCCUUUCAUGCACACAAAAAGUAUGGCGUGUGUCUCAUCGGUAUAAAAAGGGAGGACAACAAGAGCAUCCUGCUAAAUCCUGGGCCCCACCAUAUUAUGGCCACCACAGACACCUGCUACUACAUCAACAUCACCAAGGAGGAGAACUCAGCCUUCAUCUUCAACCAGGAGAUAAGGAAGGGGCGUCCUGCUGGAGGACUGUUCGACGGACCUUUACAGCUUCCUGUUCACAGCAUCAUUGCCAGCAUGGGUACUGUUGCUAUGGAUCUCCAGAACACGAGUCCUCCCAGCGGCUCAGUGGGUAAAUUGGUCCCACCUACAGUAAAUGGAACAGCCAGUCGUCGUCCGAGCAUCGCUCCAGUUCAGGAAAUAGCAGACUGCGCCUCAAUCCUGCCGUGUGACCUCCUCAGUGACCAGUUGGAAGAUGAUUCUGUCUUCACAGAUGAAAAGGGCCCCUCUACAGAGUAUGUGAAAGGUUAUCCGCCUAACUCUCCAUACAUCGGCAGCUCACCCACGUUGUGCCAUUUGUUGGUUGAAAAAGCCCCAUUUUGCUGCCUACGUCUUGACCAGGGAUGCGGGCACAACAGCUUUGAGGAUGCCAAAGCUUACGGAUUUAAAAACAAGCUCAUCAUUGUGUCAGCCGAGACGGCAGGAAACGGUCUCUAUAACUUCAUAGUGCCUCUCAGAGCUUAUUACAGACCCAGGAAAGAGCUCAAUCCCAUUGUCUUACUGUUGGAUAACCCGCCUGAUAAUCACUUCCUGGAGGCGAUUUGCUGCUUCCCAAUGGUGUACUACAUGGUUGGGACAAUAGACAAUCUGGACAAUCUGCUCCAGUGUGGCAUCAUCUAUGCUGAUAAUUUGGUUGUUGUGGAUAAAGAGAGUACAAUGAGCGCUGAGGAGGACUACAUGGCAGAUGCCAAAACUAUUGUCAAUGUGCAGACAAUGUUCAGGUUGUUUCCAAGUCUCAGUAUAAUCACAGAGCUUACUCAUCCAUCCAACAUGAGAUUCAUGCAGUUCAGAGCAAAAGACUGCUAUUCACUGGCUCUCUCCAAGCUAGAGAAGAAAGAGCGUGACAAGGGCUCCAACUUAGCCUUCAUGUUUCGUCUACCCUUCGCUGCAGGCAGAGUGUUUAGUAUAAGCAUGCUGGACACCCUCCUCUAUCAGUCUUUCGUGAAGGACUACAUGAUUCUCAUUGCAAGGCUGCUGUUGGGACUGGACACCACACCAGGAUCAGGAUACCUGUGUGCUAUGAAAGUAACAGAGGAAGAUCUGUGGAUCGGUACAUACGGGAGAUUAUUUCAGAAGCUCUGCUCCUCCAGUGCUGAAAUUCCUAUUGGGAUUUAUCGCACAGAGUCCCACAUUUUCUCUACUUCUGAGUCCCAGGUGUCAGUCAGUGUCGAUGACUGUGAAGACACAAAGGACAGAGGAGACGACUCCCGCGGCAACAAGGAGUCCGAUCACCCCCCCCUGAGGAAGAAGAGCAUGCAAUGGGCCCGACGUCUGAGUAAAAAAAGCGUUAGGUGGCAAGGGGGGAACCGAGACUCCAGCAAAGAUCAAGCCCAGCGCAUCGCUCAGCAGCGCCUGAACCUCUACAGGCGCUCCGAGAGAGAGGAACUGUCCGAACUGGUCCGCAACCGUAUGAGGCAUCUGGGCUUGCCCACCUCUGGAUAUGAAGAUCUGUCAAAUCUGACAGCCAGUGACGUUAUGAACAGAGUCAACCUGGGCUACCUACAAGAUGAGCAGAAUGAUCACCAGAAUACUCUGUCCUAUGUCCUUAUUAACCCUUCUCCUGACACCAGGUUGGAGCUUAAUGACAUUGUGUACUUGAUUCGCUCUGAUCCUCUGGCUCAUGUUCCCGAGGUGCCUCCUGUCCGCAGCAGCAGUCUGAAAGAGAGACACGAGUCCAGCGUAGAGGCCAGAGAAGACACCCAGCUCUGAUACCAUACUGGUCCUCACUGGUACAUGUCACCCUUAUCACUCAAGGAGGUUCAGUCUGAUAAAGGACAAUUCAGGCUGCCGUGGUCCAGUCUGCAGUUGUAUGAUGUGAGUGCCUACUGCUCGUCUGAUGACAUUUCAUGUCAUCUGUGACAUUUUCAGCCACUUUCCACAAGUGCUGUGUCUUAGAAUAGUGCAUCCAUUACUUUUGAGCUCUUUAGAUGAGCUGUCAGGGACAGGAUCGUUGACAAAUGAUCAAGUUAUCAGUUAUCAAACUGAAGUGAUUUCAGUCUGGGCCAUCAUACCUGCAGUGUUGCUCUUAGUUAAUCCAUGUAGUUUACCAAAACAAAAUGUUGAUGAUCAGUCAAAUUUCCCAAAUUUAAUUUUGUAUAUCAGUAUUAAAUAUCUUGAAAAGCGGAAGUUAGCGCAUUUAUCUGACUUUUGUAACCUUUUUGUAGAUGUUUGAAAACAGUUUCAUAUCCAAAUAGUGAUUACUCACACUUGCCUGUUUACCUGUUUACCGCUAGUCCCAUACUGUAUAAUCGCACAACACCACUUUCUGCACUGAAACGUGCAUUUAAGUUCUGAAAACACACUUUAUUCGUAGCUAGAUCAUUACAGUUUCUUGGUGACGUGAGUUUUAAGUUAGUAAGUAA